AUACACAGAAAAUCUCCUGCUGAAGCGACUGAGGUCCCCGUGACUCACUAAUAAAGAUGGCGUUUAUUAAAGAGGAGAGUGAAGACUUCAGGAUUGAAGAAGUGUUCAGUCUGAAACAAGUUACUGAGGAACAAACAGGACUGCUGGUGCUGAAAGAGGAGAAUAAAGAUCUGAAUGAAAUGGAACAGACAGAUCAGUAUAAAAAAUGCCAUGAUUCCAUAAAUGGUGAAAAAGCCACAACGACUAAAACGACUUCUAUACGAAAAAGAGCUCAGAAAACCAAACGUAACCGCCGUUUCACCUGCCAUCAUUGUGGGAGGAAUUUCGGUGAAAAAGAAAAACUUAAAAUGCACGUGAGAGUUCAUACUGGAGAGAGGCCGUUUCCCUGCCAACAGUGUGGAAAGAGCUUCACUCAACAAGGAGCCCUUAAAAGGCACAUGAGAACUCACACGGGAGAGAAACCUUACACCUGCCAACAGUGUGGAAACGGUUUCACUCAAAAAGGACACCUUAAAAAUCACGUGAGAACUCACUCGGGAGAGAAGCCAUUCACCUGCCAACAGUGUGGAAGUUGUUUCACUCAAAAAGUACACCUUCAAGGUCACAUGAGAACUCACUCAGGAGAGAAGCCUUACACUUGCCAUCAGUGUGGAAAGCGUUUUACACAGAAAGGCACCCUUCAUUCCCACAUGAUUAUUCACACUGGAGAGAAGCCUUACACAUGCGAACAGUGUGGAAAGAGUUUCCCUGCAAAACAAAGCCUUAAAGGACACAUGAGAGUUCACACCGGAGAGAAGCCUUACUCUUGCGAGUAUUGUGGGAAGAGUUUCACACAUAUAUACACCCGUAAUUACCACAUGAGAAUUCACACUGGAAAGCAGCUGUUCACAUGUGAUCGUUGUGGAAAGAGCCUCGCAACAGAAUUUAGCCUUAAGUGUCACAAGAUCAGGCACACUGGAAAGAAACCCUUCAAAUGUGAUCAGUGUGGAAGGCGUUUCAUACGUAAGAUAAGCCUUAAUUACCACAUGAAGACUCAUUCAGCAGAGAAAUGCUGUAAAUGUGCUCAGUGUGGAAAGAGUUUCAGUCAUAAAGCUAGCCUCAAUGCUCACAUGAGUAAGCAACACACUCGAGAGAAGCCUGUGGGAAGAGCAUCUCACAAAUAGAAAAUCUUAAGAUUCACAUGAAAUAUGUGUGGAAUCAUGUGAAGAAACCCACAUGAGAUUUCACUGAGUGGAGAACUAUUUUAUAUGCCAUCAUUGUGCAAAGUGUUUCACAGACAUAGGAAACCUGAAGACUUGCAUAGUUCACACUGGAGAGAGGACUUUCACGUGUUUCUGUGUGUUCCUGAAAUGCCAUUCAAGAUCAUUCUGGAAAUUAAGUGUGACUGUGACAAGGUUCACCGAAAGAGGCAAUUUUAAAAAUCACUGGCAUAUUCACUCUGGAAGAAUUCCCUUGUAAUACAUUUCUUUUGACGUCACACCUAAUAGAUGCACCUAAGAAGUGGCCCUGCAAUUUAAAAUAGCACCAGAAAAUAGGUAGGCUUAUUUGUUUGAAAUUAAGACUAUGUUCACACCACAUCUGAAUGUGUGCUAUAUCUGAUUAUUGUUCACGUUUUUACAUGUGGCUUGAGGCUUUUUUUAAAACAUUUUUUAUACAUGAUCUCCUGUAUCCACACAUAACUGUCUCCUUUUCUAUAGUUUCAAAUAUCGCAGUAGACACUCAAAUUUCAAUUGUACGGAGACAUUGUGCCAUUCCAUAUACAGUUGCGCUCAGAAUUAUUCAUACCCUUGGUAAAUACGAUCAAAGGCAGCCCUGAAAAUAAGUCUGCAUUGUUUAUCCAUUUGAUCUGUCAUUCAAAAAUAAAAUAAAAAAA
Molecule: messenger RNA, 1873 nt
Organism: Sinocyclocheilus anshuiensis
Lineage: Eukaryota; Metazoa; Chordata; Actinopteri; Cypriniformes; Cyprinidae
Product: gastrula zinc finger protein XlCGF8.2DB-like
Exons: 2
Coding region: 57-1163 (368 amino acids)
Biological process (GO): regulation of DNA-templated transcription
Molecular function (GO): RNA polymerase II cis-regulatory region sequence-specific DNA binding; DNA-binding transcription factor activity, RNA polymerase II-specific
Source: RefSeq, a predicted model, not a curated record